AUGGGUACAAAUAAUCAAAAUCUAUAUAAAUCUACUGAACAAGCUGAAAGACCAAAUGGUUCGAAUUUAGUUGAAACGAUUACUAAUCGAUCAGAAGAAAACUUUGAAUCCGGAAACUGCUCAACAUCCUUUGGUAAUAUUCCUAUCACAAUACCUGUUCAAUAUGAAAUCAAUAAAGAAGAUGAUACUAUAAAUAGAAAUGUAAUUAAUGAAGUAUUAGUAGAAGAAGAAAUGGAGGAAUAUGAGGAGGAAAUUUCUACCACUAAACAUUUAUCAGAUCCUAAUGAAAGAAAAAGAACAAUUUAUUCAACAAAUAACAAUCAAGAAGAAAAUGGCAAUGUUGUAAGGGAAAAGAAAGAACUUAUUCAGACCAUUGCUGAAAGCAUUCAAAAACAUUUGAAUGUAAAUGAAUUCUUUAGUCAAAAUUAA
Messenger RNA from Entrophospora sp. SA101, 429 nucleotides. NCBI's taxonomy places the organism in Eukaryota, Fungi, Glomeromycota, Glomeromycetes, Entrophosporales, Entrophosporaceae. The record is from the annotation of a GenBank genome assembly.